This is a messenger RNA of Oncorhynchus nerka (sockeye salmon), 6326 nucleotides long. RefSeq names its product transient receptor potential cation channel subfamily M member 1-like. The transcript is spliced from 25 exons. Gene Ontology annotation, molecular function: calcium channel activity. Lineage: Eukaryota; Metazoa; Chordata; Actinopteri; Salmoniformes; Salmonidae. The record is from RefSeq and is a predicted model, not a curated record. Gene Ontology annotation, cellular component: plasma membrane. The coding region runs from base 206 to 5473 and encodes 1755 amino acids. Gene Ontology annotation, biological process: monoatomic cation transmembrane transport; metal ion transport; protein tetramerization.
AUGUUCGUGUGGUCAGCUCAUAACGCAGCACGUGGUGAUCCCGCUGGGCGCUCUGACCAACAAGCUGUCGGAAGAGAGCCAUCAGCUAGUCCAGAUAGACCCACCCCAGCAGGAGAGGUGGUCUGUGGCCAAAAACACACAGACCUCCCCCACGGAUGCCUUCGGGACCAUCGACUUCCAGGGUGGAGGCCUCAUCAACAAGGCAAUGUACAUCAGAGUUUCCCAUGACUCUAAGCCAGACAAUCUGCUCCAACUGAUGGUGAAAGACUGGCAGCUGGAACUCCCCAACCUGCUCAUCUCCAUCCACGGAGGCCUGCAGAACUUUGACCUGCAACCCAAACUCAAACAAGUUUUAGGGAAGGGACUCAUCAAGGCUGCAGUCACCACCGGAGCAUGGAUCUUCACUGGUGGAGUCAGCACUGGUGUGAUUCGUCACGUGGGGGAUGCCCUGAAGGACCACUCCUCUAAGUCCAGAGGGAAGGUAUGUGCCAUCGGUAUCGCUCCCUGGGGCAUCAUAGAGAACAAGGAGGACCUCAUCGGUAGAGAUGUAACACGGCCGUACCAGACCAUGUCCAACCCGCUGUCCAAGCUGUCUGUCCUGAACAACAGCCACUCCCACUUCAUCCUGGCCGACAACGGCACUACAGGGAAGUAUGGAGCGGAGGUGAAGCUACGCCGCCAGCUGGAAAAACACAUCUCACUGCAGAAGAUCAACACACGCCUGGGCCAGGGGGUCCCGUUGGUGUGUCUGAUAGUAGAGGGAGGUCCUAAUGUCAUCUCCAUCACCCUGGAGAGUCUGAAGGAGGAACCUCCCGUCCCCGUGGUGGUCUGUGAUGGCAGCGGGAGGGCAUCGGACAUCAUGUCCUUCGCUCACAAAUACUGCGAGGAGGGAGGUCUGAUAACUGACGACGUGAGGGACCAGCUGCUGGUGACCAUACAGAAGACCUUCAACUAUAGUAAGAGCCAAUCACAGCAGAUCCUGCUCAUGGUCAUGGAGUGCAUGAAGAAGAAGGAGCUGAUAACAGUGUUUCGAAUGGGUUCUGAAGGACAGCAAGAUAUUGAAAUGGCCAUUCUGACUGCUUUAUUAAAAGGAACCAACGCCUCUGCCCCGGACCAGCUGAGUCUAGCUCUGGCCUGGAACAGAGUGGACAUAGCACGCAACCAGAUCUUUGUCUACGGUCACCAUCUACCACCUGCCAGUGCCCUAGCUAACAGCAGUGGUACCGUAGCCACUACCACAGAGAGGCCGAAGAGUCCAGCCGCUGCCCCCAGGAACAAGGCCAAGGCCCGGGGGAAAAAGGGGAAGGGAGGGAAGGCAAAGCCUGAACCACCAGAGGAGACUGACCCCAGGAAGAUAGAACUAAUGCGAUGGGUGAACUCUCUGGAGCAGGCCAUGAUGGAUGCCUUGGUGCUGGACAGGGUGGACUUUGUCAAGCUGCUGAUAGAGAACGGCGUCAACAUCCACCACUUCCUCACCAUUCCUCGCCUGGAGGAGCUGUACAACACGAGACUGGGUCCUGCUAACACGUUGCAUGUUGUGGUGAGAGAUGUCAAGAAGGGCAACCUCCCGCCAGACUACCAGAUCACUCUGAUUGACAUUGGUCUGGUGAUGGAGUACCUGAUGGGUGGGGCUUACCGCUGUAACUACACCAGGAAGAACUUCAGGGCACUUUACAACAACCUCUACGGGCUGAAGAGGCCAAAAGCCUUGAAGAUGCUGGGGCUGGAGGACGACGAGCCGAGGGGAAAGAAGAAGAAAGGGAAGAAGAAGAAAGAGGAGGAGGUAGAGAUAGAUGUGGACGACCCUGAGGUCUGUCGCUUCACCUACCCCUUCCACGAGCUGAUGGUGUGGGCCGUUCUCAUGAAGCGCCAGAAGAUGGCGCUGUUUCUGUGGCAACGUGGGGAGGAGGCCAUGGCCAAGGCUCUGGUGGCCUGUAAGCUAUACACAGCCAUGGCUAAAGAGUCAUCUGAAAUGGUGGACGAUAUCGCCCAGGACCUGGACAACAACUCCAAGGAGUUUGGCCAGCUUGCCUACGAGCUCCUGGACCAGUCCUAUAAGCACGAUGAACAGGUGGCCAUGAAGCUGCUGACGUAUGAGCUGACCAACUGGAGCAACUCUACCUGUCUGAAGCUGGCCGUGGCCGCCAAGCACAGAGACUUCAUCGCCCACACCUGCAGUCAGAUGCUGCUGACCGACAUGUGGAUGGGAAAUCUGAGAAUGGGGAAGAACCCUGGGCUGAAGGUGAUUCUGGGCAUCAUAUUCCCUCCAUCAAUUCUGCUGCUGGUGGACUUCAAAGGAGAAGACCAGUCCUACACAGCUGACUCUGAAGAAGGGAAAGACAAGGACGAUGACGCUGGCAAGGUACAGAAGACUCUGGAUGACGUUGUGUCAAGGAAGGGGGAUGAAGAGGAGGGCAGCAGUAAUGUCAGGAGGAAGCCCAUUGGACGGAGGAUCUAUGAGUUCUAUGAUGCCCCGUUCACCAAGUUCUGGUUCAACACCAUCUCCUACCUGGGCUACCUGAUGCUGUAUAACUACAUAAUCCUGGUGAAGAUGGAGCGAUGGCCGUCCAUCCAGGAGUGGACCGUCAUUGCCUACAUCCUAACGCUCGGCUUCGAGAAAGUCAGACAGAUCCUAAUGUCAGAGCCUGGGAAGCUGAAGCAGAAGAUCAACGUAUGGCUGCAAGAGGUCUGGAACAUCACUGACCUGGCAGCCAUCUCCACCUUCCUGGUUGGCCUUCUGCUGAGGCUGCAGAACGAACCCCUCCUGGGCAUCGGACGUGUCAUCUACUGCAUAGACAUCAUCUUCUGGUACAUCAGGGUGCUCGACAUCUUCGGGGUCAACAAGUACCUGGGACCCUAUGUCAUGAUGAUUGGGAAAAUGAUGAUCGACAUGCUGUACUUCGUGAUAAUCAUGUUGGUGGUGUUGAUGAGUUUCGGGGUGUCGCGGCAGGCCAUCUUGCACCCUGAUGAGGAGCCAACAUGGCGUUUGGCCAGAAACAUCUUCUACAUGCCCUACUGGAUGAUCUAUGGAGAGGUGUUUGCUGACUCGAUCGACCUCUAUGCAAUGGAAAUCAACCCGCCGUGUGGUGAGAACCUGUACGAUGAGGAUGGUAAGAAGCUGCCUCCAUGUAUCCCUGGAGCCUGGCUGACCCCAGCCAUCAUGGCCUGUUAUUUACUGGUGGCCAACAUCCUGCUGGUCAACCUGUUGAUUGCUGUCUUCAACAACACUUUUAUGGAGGUGAAGGCCAUCUCCAACCAGAUCUGGAAGUUCCAGAGAUAUCAGCUGAUUAUGAUCUUCCAUGACCGUCCGAUCCUCCCUCCGCCCCUCAUCGUGUUCAGUCACCUCUACCUCCUGUUCAGAAGCUUUCGCUGCACCAAGAAGAAUGAUGGAGAUCUGAAUGAGAAGGACAGAGGACUCAAGCUACGGCUAAACCCUGAGGAGCUGAAGGCUCUAUUUGAGUUUGAGGAGCAGUGUGUGGAGGAAUACUUCAGAGAGAAGGAAGACGAGCACCAUUCAUCCAGUGACCAGAGGAUCAAGGUCACAUCAGAACGGGUGGAGAACAUGUCCAUGCGUCUGGAGGAGGUGAAUGAGCGGGAGAACACCAUGAAGGCGUCCCUGCAGACAGUGGACCUUCGUCUGGCUCAGCUGGAAGACAUCCACAGCCGCAUGAUGAACGCCCUAGAGAAGCUGGCUGGGGUCGACCAUUCAGAGCUUAAACGCUCCCACUCCACACACUCCUCCUACUGCGACCCGUCCUCCCUGCUCCGAGCCAGCUCCAUCAACAGCGCUGACGGCUACAGCAUGUACCGCUUCCAGAUGGACGUGGAGGAGGCUGAGAGGAAAGCCCAGCUUGGCACUGAGAGGCAGGGCAGUGUACGGUCUCGCCUAGGGUCUGAGAGGCAGGGCAGCGUGCUGUCUCGUCUAGGGUCUGAAAGACAGGGCAGCGUACUGUCUCGUCUAGGGUCUGAAAGACAGGGCAGUGUCAGCAGAACAUCCAACCUGUCUGUAGGUCCGGAGAGACAGGGCAGUCUACAGAAAUUGUCUAGCGCAUCUACCCUGACUGUAGGCCGGGAGCGACAUGGCAGCCUACAAACCAGAGUUUCCAAGGACUACGGCCAGCCGUUAGACAUGGACAGAGCAGACAGGACACGGCCCAGCUCCUAUGUGGACAUCCUGAUCUCCCCAUGUGAACAAAGGGCUGAAGGGGAGACAGAUGGAGGAGAAACCAAGUCUGACAUACCUAAAGACAAAGUACCAGAUCCCACAGAUCCACUGGAUGCUGCAUUAACUAAAGCAGGUCUACCAAGAGAGAAGACCAAGCUGGAGAAGUCUAGAUCUGUUAAAUGCUAUCCCAGCAACCCUGUGGAUCACUGCAUUACCUCUAGAAGCAGGGCUAAGAGCACUAUCCUCUAUGACCAAACUGCUGCCAAUUGCGAGGCCCUCUGGGUUGCAGACUACAAUCCUAAACAGGAAUCCCCAGACAGUAGAGAUCCUCUGGAUAGUGCAUUAGCUAAAGAAGGUCUGCCAAGGGCGAUGUCCAAGCUGGUGGCAACCAUGUCCUCCCCAUUGGCAAAGUUUAUCCAUCCUAUCCCAUACUACCACACGACACCUCCAUUUACCCCUCGAUCCACUAGGACCAGGGCUAAAAGCAACAUCUCCCCAACCACAGCAAGGGAUGAGAGUGAGGCCCUCUGGGCUGCAGACUACAGAUCUGUGAUAGACCAGGUAUCCAAUGCUCCAGGCCAGUUGCCAGCCUGUUGGGAGUACAAGGUCCACCACAUCCACAUCGGACAACAGCCCAAAGUCUCUGUGGUCAGGCCUCAUGGCCAGCUACCUGACACACAGGGAUUCUCUGAACCUGAGCCUGAAAAACUAGAGUCUAACAUGGUUCCUCUGAUUCCACCAGCUGUAGAGACUGAACUACUUAAACAGCAUUCUGACAUGGUUCAACAAGAUGCUUUGCUGGUUCCACCAGAGGCUUUGCUGGUUCCUCCAGACAUUAAGUUGUCACCUCCUCCUCCGACUGAGCUGGAUCCUCCAGAGACUGAGUUGGUUCCACGAGUUCUUCCACUGGGUCCUCCAACUAUAGCAACAUAUCUGGAUCUUCCAACCAUAAAAACACACCUGGUACCGCAAACCAUAGAGAGGGAACUAGUUAUUCCAGCUAUAGAGACUGAACUAGUUGUUCCAGCUAUAGAUACUGCACUAGUUAUUCCAGCUACAGAGACUGAACAAGAUGGUCCAACCACAUACACUGGAUUCAUUAUUCCAACCAUAGAGAGUGAGCUACUUAUUCCAACCAUAGAGAGUGAGCUACUUAUUCCAACCAUAGAGAGUGAGCUACUUAUUCCAUCUAUAGAGAGUGAACUACUUAUUCCAUCUAUAGAGACUGAACUACAAAUUCCAAUCAUAGAGACUGAACUUAAAAUUCCAAACAAAGAGACUGAACUUAUUAUUUCAACCAGAGACUAAAAUAGUUAUUCCAGCUGUAGAGACUGAACUACUUAUUCUAACCAUAAACUAAACUUAUUCCUCCAACCAUAGAGACUCAACUAGUAAUUCCAACCAUAAACACUGAACAAGGUAUCCCAGCUAUCGAGACUGAACUAAGUAUUCAAACCACAGAGAAUUAACUAGAUAUUACAACCAUAAAGAUUAAACUAGCUAUUCCAGCUAUAGAGAUUGAAGUAGUUAUUCCAGCUACAGAAACUGAAUUGGUUAUUCUAACCAUAGACUGAACUAGUUAUUCCAAAUAAACAAACUGAACUAGUUAUUCCAACCAUACAGACUGCAAUAGUUAUUCCAACCACAGGGACUGAACUAGUUAUUCUAACAAUAGACACUGAACUAGUUCCUCAAAUAACAUACACUGAACAAGUUAUUCCAACCACAGAGACUGAAGUAAUUAUUCCAGACAUAGAGACUCAGCAGGUUAUUCCAGCUAUACAGACUGAAAUAGUUGUUUCAAACAUUGAGGCUGAACCAGUUAUUCCAACAAUAGAGAUGUAACUAGUUAUUCCAGCCAUAGACUGAACUAGUUAUUCCAACCACAGAGACCAAACUAGUUAUUCCAACAAAAGACAAUGAACUAGUUCCUCAAAUAACAGAGACUGAACUAAUUAUUCCAGAGACAUAGACUGAGCUAGUUAUUCCAGCUAUAUACAGACAAGUAUUGAGACUGAACAAGUUAUUCUAACAAUAGAGAAUUAAAUAGUUAUGGCAAAUAUAUACUGAACUAGUUCAUCCAAUCAUAAAGACUGAAGUAGUUAUUCCAACUAUAGCUACAGAACUAGUUAUUCUAGCCAUACAGACUAAACUAGUUGUU